UUCACGCAAAAUGGAUUCCAUGACAUAGUGUGUAGCACUCUCACAGUGCUUUUUCAUGAUAAUAUAUGGCCACCACAGUUUGCGCCUAGUUCUGUCUUGUGUUUCUGUAAGUCAAACUACAGUACAGGAAAGCCUAUUGUACAAAAUGUAGAUCGAACAGACGGUAGAACUUAGAACACGAAUAUUCUAAGCAACAUUGUAUAUAAAGUCGUUAACCAGACUACUGAAUUAAGUAUCAUCGAUGAUAACAACAGCAUAGCUAGUAUCGUUUUAACAGCAUCUUCUGUGUCAUAUUUUCUAUUUUGUUCCAAGGGUAAUAAUAUUGACAGCAUUAUCGUAUAGUUUAUGUAUAGUUGUCCAGUAACAAGCAUCGCAGCUGAUCAACAACAGGAAUCACUCUCUAGUGUUGAUCAACCGGUGGAAUUAAGAACACCAGACAUACUUGAUAAAAAUAAUCCGUUUAGCGCUUCUCAACCGUCAACAAUAUUAGAUUUGAAUGAAUACCGAACAGGCAACUCAGAGUUAGAAGCUGAUUCAGUCUGUUGGAAUGAUUAUAUCAAUGACAUUCCAGAUGACGUUUAUGAAGAUGAUACGAAUUCGUUGAUAGACCUAAUCGAUGAAUCAUUUUCUUCACUUCCUUCCUCAGCAGUUUCAUCGCUAACAACUGAACUAAGCAAUGCUCUAGCACUAGAAUCGAGAGAAUGGAUUACUGAAGAUCCCGAAACAAAAAAACGUCGUCGUCCCUUAUUAUUCGAAUUUCUGCACAUGUUAUUGGACAAACCACAAUACCGUGAAUAUGUCUCGUAUGUUAACACAAAGCAGGGCAUAUUCAAACUUCAUAAACCAAAUGAAAUAGCUGCUCUAUGGAAAGAUGUUAAAGGACGAAAUACGAUACAUGAUAUGACAUAUGAAAAAUUGGCACGAGCUCUACGAUUUUAUUAUAAAACGGGUGUAAUUGUGCAAACUCCUGGUCGUCAUACAUUUCAAUUCGGACCAAAAUCUGGUUUUGGCUCUCUAUGGACACCGAAAGAAUAA
Molecule: messenger RNA, 1035 nt
Organism: Didymodactylos carnosus
Lineage: Eukaryota; Metazoa; Rotifera; Eurotatoria; Philodinida; Philodinidae
Source: the annotation of a GenBank genome assembly